This is a messenger RNA of Penicillium taxi, 939 nucleotides long. RefSeq names its product RTA1 domain-containing protein. The transcript has 2 exons. Lineage: Eukaryota; Fungi; Ascomycota; Eurotiomycetes; Eurotiales; Aspergillaceae. Bases 1 to 939 code for a protein of 312 amino acids. The record is from RefSeq and is a predicted model, not a curated record. Gene Ontology annotation, cellular component: plasma membrane; fungal-type vacuole.
AUGACUACCGAGAUCGACCUAAAUGCUGGCUGUUUAGCCUAUAACGAGUUGUACGAGACUAAAUAUGGCCUUACGACUCAAUAUGGCUAUGUCCCAUCACAAGGCGCAGGAAUUGCAUUCUGUGUUCUCUUUGCUUUGACGAUGGCCGCUCACAUCGUUCAAUUUUGCUGGAAGCGGACAUGGUGGUGCAGUCUCUUUGCCAUUGGAGCAAUGGGUAAGUAUCUACUCAACAUUCCAAUCCGGGACCAAUCUAACUCGUUACCAGUGGAACUACUCGGCUGGGCUGGUCGCCUUUGGGCUGCUGAAUGCCCUUAUAACAGCACUGCAUUCAUGAUUCAAAUCUGUACAUUGAUCAUUGCCCCAACCUUCUUCACUGCAGGAAUCUACGUUCUUCUCGGUCGAUUGAUCCGACUUUUUGGCCCAGAAUCCUCUAUCCUCACCCCAAAGCUGUACCUAUGGAUCUUUUGCACAUGCGACAUCAUCUCACUAGUCGUACAAGCCGCCGGUGGUGGUCUGGCUUCAUCAGAGUCUGGCGUGGAAGGCGGUAACACCAAGCCUGGAACAGACACCAUGGUAGCAGGAAUUAUAUUCCAGCUAGUCUCCAUCACCAUCUUCAUUGGCUUUGCUGCAGACUUUAUCCGACGUGUCUCACGCAUGGGCCAGUUGAAGAAACUCACAUCGGGUACAAUCUUGCCCCUUACCGGUGCCAUAGUGCUGUCUGUUGCUGUCAUCUAUGUUCGGAGUAUUUACCGUGCAAUCGAGCUUGUUCAAGGAUGGUCGGGAUUCUUGAUCACUCAUGAGGUGUACCUUGUUGCUAUGGAUGGUGCUAUGAUGGUCAUUGCGGUUGGAGUGUUCAACAUCUUCCACCCUGGCUGGCUGUUGCCGAAUGAUGUGGAAUAUCAUCUGCCGAAGUUCCAACCUUCCCUCGAGUUGAAAUAA